Colletotrichum gloeosporioides is the source of this 309-nucleotide messenger RNA. RefSeq lists its product as uncharacterized. Bases 1 to 309 code for a protein of 102 amino acids. Lineage: Eukaryota; Fungi; Ascomycota; Sordariomycetes; Glomerellales; Glomerellaceae. The record is from RefSeq and is a predicted model, not a curated record. The transcript has 2 exons.
AUGGAUAAGCUUGAAUUCGAGCAAAGCCUCUUCCUGAGCUCUCGUUUCGAAGAUGAGUUGUCCACUCGACUUGACCUCAUUGUCAGUAUUCACAACCACCUUCACACAGAUAAAAAGAAGCUCAAAUUUGAUGUUCUCUGGGACAAAGGCAGACCAGGUGAUAGUACCCGCCCGCGGACAUAUCAGCUUGGCGACGUUUUGCCGCAAGUGCGUUUCUGGGCUACGCUUAUGUCCUUGGACAUUGACCGUCUGAGGGCUCUUCACGACGAUACGCUGAACGAUGAAGGUUACCACUUCAGCUUUUUCUAG